AUGAAGGACAAGCCAUAUGCCUUGGCUGUUGGUAGUUUGAUGUAUGCACAGGUGUGUACUCAACCAAACAUUGCCUUCACAGUUAGCAUGCUCGGGAGGUUCCAAUUUGAUGCCGGAUUGGCCCAUUGGGUGGCAGCUAAGAAGGUAAUGCGAUACUUACAGAGGACCAGAGAUUUCAGGCUUGUUUACAGAAGAAGUGAGAGACUAGAGGUGGUCAGAUACUCAGACUCUGAUUUUAGUGGUUGUACUGAUGACAUGAAGUCAACUUCUGGAUAUGUCUUCCUGAUGGGUGGAGGGGCAAUUUCGUGGAAAGGUGUCAAGCAGACAGUUAUUGCUUCAUCCACCAUGCAGGCAGAGUUUGUGGUAAUGUUUGAGGCAACCAAGCAGGCAGUUUGGCUGAGAAACUUCAUUGCAGGACUGAAGGUUGUUGACUCCAUCUCCAAAUCGUUGCGACUAUGGUGUGACAACAACUCAACAGUCAUCUUCUCAAAGAACAACAAGAAGUCCAACAGUUCAAAGCACAUUGAAAUAAAGUAUCUUCUUGUCAGAGAGAAAGUGACUGAGGGAGAGGUUGAUGUGGUGCACAUCCCUACAGAGAAGAUGGUGGCGGAUCCUCUCACUAAGGCUCUUUCAAUGAGAGUUUUCAGAGGUCAUGUUGCUAGCAUGGGACUUGCAGAGUGUUUUGAUAUGCUUGUCUAG
This is a messenger RNA of Telopea speciosissima, 699 nucleotides long. RefSeq names its product secreted RxLR effector protein 161-like. Bases 1 to 699 code for a protein of 232 amino acids. The transcript has a single exon. NCBI's taxonomy places the organism in Eukaryota, Viridiplantae, Streptophyta, Magnoliopsida, Proteales, Proteaceae. The record is from RefSeq and is a predicted model, not a curated record.